AUUUCCCCCCUCCUCCACCAGAGAGCAGCUUAGUGUUUCCUCCUCCACCUCCUUCCCCAGCUUCCUCUGCAGGUUCUCCCUCCACUGAUAAAUCAGGGUCUCCAGUCAAAAAGACCAGCAAGACAUCAAGCCCCGGAGGCAAGAAACCACCUCCAACACCUCAGCGAAACUCCAGCAUCAAGUCCACCAGCUCCACUGAGUACCAUGAGUCCAAGAGACCUUCAGUGGACCGCCUUGUCAGCAAAUUUGCACACCCACUAGAGCCGUCAGGGUCUCCUUCCAAGGAGUCAUCGCCUCCUGCAGCCCCUCCAAAGCCAGGAAAGCUCAACCUUUCUGGGGUGAGCCUGCCCAUUGUCCUUCCACAAGGAGGGAUCCCAGCCAAGGCUUCUGCUCCGGGUGUGUCUGGGAACCAACCUGUGGUUGAAUUCCCUUCACCGCCGUCUGAUUCAGACUUUCCACCACCACCACCUGAAAUAGAUCUCCCUCUCCCACCAGUUGAGAUUCCAUCCGUGUUUUCAGGCAGCACCUCCCCAAAAGUCGCGGUUGUCAAUCCCCAGCCUCAGGCAUGGUCAAAACCAUCUGUGAAGAAAGCCCCACCACCCACACGUCCCAAGCGGAAUGACAGUACUCGACUGACGCAGGUGGAGAUUGCAGAGCCACCAGGGUCGGCUGGCCCUCAAGUGCCCACUUCACCCAAGUCCAGCCUUAGCGUUCAGCCGGGAUUCCUGGCAGACCUCAACCGGACGCUGCAGCGGAAAUCCAUCACCCGGCACGGCUCCCUCUCCUCCGCGCGGAUGUCCAGAACAGAGCCCACAGCCACCAUGGACGACAUGGCCCUGCCUCCGCCUCCGCCAGAGCUGCUGGCUGACCAGCAGAAGACAAGCAGCUUUGGGGGCAGUCAUAUAUCUGGCUAUGCAACGUUACGGAGGGGGCCACCCCCCGCACCUCCCAAAAGGGAUCAGAACACCAAGCUGUCGCGGGACUGGUAG
Messenger RNA from Antrostomus carolinensis (chuck-will's-widow), 989 nucleotides. RefSeq names its product ras-associated and pleckstrin homology domains-containing protein 1-like. The transcript has a single exon. The annotation marks the transcript as partial. The record is from RefSeq and is a predicted model, not a curated record. NCBI's taxonomy places the organism in Eukaryota, Metazoa, Chordata, Aves, Caprimulgiformes, Caprimulgidae.